Messenger RNA from Trichosporon asahii var. asahii CBS 2479, 675 nucleotides. Its product is annotated as endoplasmic reticulum protein. The coding region runs from base 1 to 675 and encodes 224 amino acids. Lineage: Eukaryota; Fungi; Basidiomycota; Tremellomycetes; Trichosporonales; Trichosporonaceae. Gene Ontology annotation, biological process: endoplasmic reticulum to Golgi vesicle-mediated transport; intracellular protein transport. Gene Ontology annotation, cellular component: endoplasmic reticulum; endoplasmic reticulum membrane. The record is from RefSeq and is a predicted model, not a curated record. The transcript has 5 exons.
AUGUUCCACUUCCUCGCUGAGAACCCGGCCGUGGCCAAGGUCCAGUACGCUUUGAAAAUCACAUUUAUGUUCGUAUACAGUUUCCCCACGGAGAGAGUCCUAACUGACCCCAGCUUCGUCGCUGUCCUCUUCAUCGACGCGCUGCAGCGUAUGGUGCGCAUCGCGCAGGAGGGGGCCGUCGCCAAGCGCAACCCCGAGGUUGCCGCCGACGUCCGCACCGAGACGACCUACGUAACCGUGAGUAGCGUGACGUGGGGAGGAUCUGAUCUGGUCACCGACCAGAGGACAGCCAUUGCUACGGGCGUCGCUGUGCCCGCUGUUGUGUUCCUUCGGGGCGCAGCAAAAGACAGGGUCUACCUCACGGGCACGACGCUCUUCCUGUCUCUCGUCCUGAGCCGCGUGUUCUACAUUCUCCUCGACUUUAUCCAGACCCAGGAGGAGCUCACCACCCUCAAGGGCUCGACGGCCAAGGGCUCGACCAACGCGGGCGAGAACGCCGAGCUCCGCAAGAAGAUCAAGGUCCUCCAGGCCGAGCUUGAGACUGUCCAGAGCGACGCGGACCGUGACCUUUCGACGCUCAAGAAGCAGGCCAACCAGCAGGCGGCCGAGUACAACCGUCUCGCCGACGAGCACAACGCCUCGACUGGCGCCGUCUCGGACAAGAAGUUUGACUAA